UCAGACAUAUAUAAAUAUAUAUAUAUAAAUAUAUCUGUACACUAAAAGAAUAUUCCUAUCAAACUAAGUGAUAUCAUAAAAUUACAUCAUAAUUAAAGUGGUUUUAUUGACACCUGUUUAUGAACAGCUGACAUAUUUCCUUCCUGGGUGUCUCUCACGCUCUCCCAGCGUGCAGCGGUGAUCACAUGAAGGUGUUGCAGAGGAAACACCUGAACAUGCUAUCAGGUAGGAAGGAACAGAGGGACGUCACUCAGGACAGUCAGGGUUUGUCCUUCAAACGAGCAAAGUAUGAUUGGAGUGUGUGUGUUUUCUUCUAACGUAUGAUGUGCAGCGGCAGAUAUUACCACAGCACAUCUCAUCUGCUGCUGAAUAAACUUACAAUUAACUGAGGAUGUCGUAGUCAAGUCUAAGCUGCUUUGAAGCCACCGGUUUAUUACAAUAACAUUUUCUAUUGAGGCUAACUGUUGUUUAUUAAUAAGGAGAUCAUGAUGAGCUUUAUGGACUGUAUCAGGUUGGUCUACGUGUGUCGGGAAUAGAUAUCGGCUGUAAAUGUUGCUUAUCGUAAGAUAAAGAUAAGAUAAACCAGCGUGUGUUUUAUAAGUUGUACUUGGCUGCAUGUAAGUGAUGGUUGACCUUGUUGUAAAAUAAUCCAGAUAGUGUCAUGAAUAUUUCCCGUCCAGCUGGUUAGUGCUUCAUUAGAACCCAAGGAUACACAUCAUGGAAAAUACUAAUACCAGCAAAUAUACUUCAAGGUAUACUGUACACGAGAAAUCAUUUAAAUAGAACAUUAAUAAAUAGAAUAGGAUUUUUUUAUAAUAAAGAAAAGAAGAGAAGAAAUAAAUAGGAGAGAAAGAAGUAUGUUAACAAUUAAAUAUAAAUGUAAAUACAUAAAAAUCUUAAUUAAAUAUAUUAAAUAAAAUAUUAAUAUCUUAUAAAUGGAAAUGUUUCAGAAUGUAGAAAUAAAACAACUUACUGGAAACCAGUAACAUGACUGUUGAGAGGUGAAUGUCACAUAGUUUAACCCUUUGACAGACAGCUCAGCACCAGUUAUUGAUCACAUGACGCUGUGCUGCACACUGAAUGACGAGUCUUCCCAUCUUUCCACUUCUCCUUAGGUGUUAUGAAAAUGUCUUUUUUUCCAUGUUAAUAGCUCAGCCAUUAACUGAGGAGGGAGAGACCUGCAGUGCUGCACACAGACCGAGACCCCUCAGAGUCCGCCUCUGCCCCCCUGAAGCAGACAUGGGGAAAGUCUACUAUGUCAGUAGAAACGUGGGCCUGGCGCUGCUCGUGCUGGCGGCCACUGCUCUGGUUACGAUUAUAGCUUUGUCCGUUGCCUACGAAAGGGCCAAGAAUCUAGGCAAGUCUAAAGCAGGAGCGACGGGCAGCACCAGCAUGCCUACACCCCUCUCCACCCCCUCCACCCCGAAGGAGCCCUGGGACCGCUACAGACUUCCACACUCCCUCGCUCCCGUCUCCUACAACGUCACCCUGUGGCCCCGGCUGAAGCCCGACGCAGACGGCCUGUACGUCUUCACCGGACACUCAGCGGUGGUGUUCAGGUGUGUGCAGGAGACCGACCUCAUCAUCAUCCACUCCAACAAGCUCAACCUCACCAGCUUCUCUGGGCACCACGCUAAGCUGAGUGGACUGGGUGAAGCCUCGGCGCCCACGAUCCAGAAGUCCUGGCUUGUUGUGAACACGGAGUAUCUGGUCCUUCAGCUGCGCCGCAGACUCGCUGCAGGAGCGUCUUAUGUUCUUUACACUGAGUUUCAGGGGGAGCUGGCAGAUGACCUGGAGGGCUUCUACAGGAGUGAAUACACUGAGGGCGGUGUGAAGAAAGUUGUCGCUACUUCACAGAUGCAAGCAACUUAUGCCAGGAAGACCUUCCCCUGCUUCGACGAGCCCGCCAUGAAAGCUGCUUUCAAUGUCACCCUCGUGCACGACCGCGACACCGUGGCUCUGUCCAACGGCAGGGAAACUGGAACUGCAGACGCUGUCGUCGACGGCGUUCCCGUCAGAGUGACGACAUUCGAGCCCACACAGAGAAUGUCCACAUAUCUGCUGGCGUUUAUUGUCAGUGACUUUGUUAACGUUCAUUCAACCCAAAACAACAAUUUGUUGAUCCGAAUCUGGGCUCGAAGAAAAGCCAUCGAGGACCGGCAGGGUGACUAUGCUCUCAACGUCACAGGGCCGAUGCUUCAGUUUUACGAGCACUACUACAAUGCAACAUAUCCGCUCUCCAAGUCAGAUCAGAUCGCUCUGCCUGACUUCCAUGCUGGAGCGAUGGAGAACUGGGGUCUGAUCACAUACAGGGAGACGGCCCUGCUGUAUGACCCCAUUAUGUCUUCCACUGGAAACAAAGAGAGAGUUACAACUGUCAUCUCCCAUGAACUCGCACACAUGUGGUUUGGAAACCUGGUGACUCUGCGAUGGUGGAACGACCUGUGGCUGAACGAGGGCUUUGCGUCGUACGUGGAGUACCUCGGAGCUGACUAUGCUGAGCCCACCUGGAACAUCAAAGACCAGAUCAUCAUGUCUGAUGUGCACACGGUGUUUGCUGUAGAUGCUCUGGCCUCCUCCCACCCGCUGUCCCGUCAAGAAGAGGAGGUCCAAACUCCUCCUCAGAUCAGCGAGAUGUUCAACACCAUCUCCUACAGCAAGGUCUGCUCCUCUGGACGAAUCUCAUACAGAAUCUGAUGACAGGUCUUUAAAGACAUAGUUAGUAUUCCA
Messenger RNA from Cottoperca gobio, 2730 nucleotides. RefSeq names its product aminopeptidase N-like. Lineage: Eukaryota; Metazoa; Chordata; Actinopteri; Perciformes; Bovichtidae. The coding region runs from base 1081 to 2697 and encodes 538 amino acids. Gene Ontology annotation, biological process: peptide catabolic process; proteolysis. Gene Ontology annotation, molecular function: peptide binding; metalloaminopeptidase activity; zinc ion binding. Gene Ontology annotation, cellular component: plasma membrane; cytoplasm. The record is from RefSeq and is a predicted model, not a curated record. The transcript has 7 exons.